AACACCACGAACGUAGUCCAUGUGACCCGAGAAGUUACAUUCCAAGUCUAGACGGCUUUGAGUGAGGAAAUUGAAGUCAUUUUAUUGAAAAUCCUGCUCCACGCGAAGCUUUCAAACACCACAGACCUUCAGUCCGGAUACAGCACCACAUUUAAUCUCAGGUGUAGGAUGCACAACCAGAAGAGUAAGCAGUAACAAAGACAUCCUGAAGUCGGUUGACACCUGAGACGGAUCACACAGAAUCAACACUGACGUCUGCUGAGAGCACUAUCAGGCUUCAUUCUUUUUACUUCUACCACAAUGGCCUUAUUGAACAUUUCUCUCCCUUGGAAUAUCUCUUUGGACCUCAACCACAGCUAUUUCAAAUCCAACUUCCCAGAAUUAGAGGACAUAGGAAAGAACUGGCCAGCCCUCUUUAUUCUGGCCGUUAUAUUUUUCACUGUUGUGGGAAAUAUACUGGUAAUUAUGGCUGUGUCCAUCGAGAGCAAACUGCACAAUGCCACCAACUACUUCCUGUGCUCACUGGCCGUGGCAGACAUGCUGGUGGGAUUCUUAGUCAUGCCAGCCUCACUAAUUAGUAUUCUUUACAAUCACUCCUGGCCUCUCCCUGAUCUGCUGUGUCCCAUGUGGAUCUUCCUUGACGUGCUUUUCUCCACAGCCUCCAUCAUGCACCUGUGCGCCAUCUCUCUGGACCGCUACGUCGGCAUCCGCAAUCCAAUCAAAUACAGCCGCGGCAACACACUUCGCAAGACCAUGAUCAAAAUCAUCUCCGUCUGGACCAUUUCUAUAGUGCUGUCACUGCCCAUCCCGGUCAUGGGUUUCCAGGACAAGCAGAAGGUGUUUGUGAACGGCACCUGCACCCUGAACGAGCCUCGUUUCAUCCUCGUUGGCUCGUCCGUGGCCUUCUUCGUUCCUCUGACCAUCAUGGUGGUCUGCUAUUACCUCACCCUCCGUGAUCUCCAGAAGCACAGCGCCUCCUUCCCGCAGGAGAGCGAGAGCCACUCUCUGUCUUCUGCUCAGAUUACUGACACGAGCCCGCUCAACAACAGGUCUGCACAAACUCCACGAGGCCAGGGCAGACGAGGCAUGAUUCAAGCUUUGAACAAUGAGCGACGGGCCUCCAAAGUCUUGGGGAUUGUGUUUUUUCUCUUCCUGGUCAUGUGGUGUCCGUUCUUCAUCACCAACGUGCUGAUCGCCAUCUGUCAGGACGACUGCGGCGAGCAUCUCCACAACCUCAUCCACUUCUUUGUCUGGGUGGGAUAUAUCUCCUCUGGAGUCAAUCCUCUGAUCUACACCCUGUUCAACGAGACGUAUCGGCAAGCCUUCGCUCGCUACCUACGAUGUAAAUACGGCGAAGUCGUGCCGCGGAGGAAUAUUCACAGUUAAAGCAUAAAGGUGACAUAUCAUGAAAAUCAGACUUUUUUUCAAUUGCCCUGUGCAUCUGCCAACCAAGGAGACGUGAGAAAAGUAGCCCAGUAACUUUCUAGUAAGCUUUUGUCUGAAAAAAACGAGCGUGUCUGAUCUCGCUCCCCUUUGUGAGGUUGCAAAGGCAUCUUAUUAUAAUAUUACCGCCCCUUAAUCUGUAAAUUUCCGCCUUCUCUGCGCCGUCUUUGUGAUUUCUCAAGCGACGGAGGUCACCACUGACGAAAGGUUGAGCAAAACAUGCUAACUGUUCUGUCUUUGGGUGCACAGACGAGACGAGAGAGCAUUUAGAGAUUUAUUUACUGUAUAUUGCUGCUGUACAUAAUUUACAACAGACACAACCGACUGUGACGUGAUCAUCGGAAUCAAAACGGAUGUUUUCAGGAGUAUGAGCUGUAAGGACCGCAGCUCUAUUCUGGAAAAGGGGGCGUGGUGCAGCAGCUCAUUUGCAUUUAAAGAAACAGGCACCAAAAUCAGUGUUUCUGAAAAUGUAUUGGUCUUGUGUUACUGUAAAUCACACACACAACAUGUUUACAAAUGUUUCCACAGAAGCAUUGCCUUAUUGUAUGGAAGUAAGCUAGUAAUGACUUCAGGUUCAUUAACUGCAGAGCUAAGUAGUAAUUAUUACAAGUAUUCUGGAUUAUGUAUUCAGAUUUCAGUAAUCAAGUACUCGUGAUUAUAUAUUACAUUAUAUAUAGUAUAUUACAUUUUAUAAUACUCGAAAUUAGAUUGCAGUUACUUUUCAUGGAUUACGUAUUAUUCACACAAUCAUGCAUACAUUACUGAUCAUUUUUUCUUAGAAUUUUUUAUGCAUUUUAAUAGAUAAAGACACAUUGGCAUGUUUACUGUUCAACGCCGCUUAAUGCUUACAUUGACAUGCAGGUAAACAAAUGACAUAUUUUCAUUAUUUAUCAGCUUUUCUUUUCAACUCUUUUUAAAAAACCCUCAGCAGGUCUUACAUUAAGACCAGUUUGGAAAACCUUGCUUCUGUGUAAUGUUUAACGCAUUCUAUAAUGUUUACAUUAUAGUGUAUUUUCUUUCUGUGUCAGUACGGCUUGUUUAAUGAUGAGUUUAUGACUACGAUAUUAACUCAAAUAUAUGACGGUGAAUACUAGUUUGCAAUACACAGCAAGAUAAUGAUUUGUUGCCGUGCAUGUAAAGCGGAUGAGACCGGAAGCCUUGCACAAAUAAAUUAAAGAAUGAGUAAAAAGCA
Molecule: messenger RNA, 2635 nt
Organism: Puntigrus tetrazona (Sumatra barb)
Lineage: Eukaryota; Metazoa; Chordata; Actinopteri; Cypriniformes; Cyprinidae
Product: 5-hydroxytryptamine receptor 2A
Exons: 4
Coding region: 301-1386 (361 amino acids)
Biological process (GO): G protein-coupled receptor signaling pathway, coupled to cyclic nucleotide second messenger; chemical synaptic transmission
Cellular component (GO): membrane; dendrite
Molecular function (GO): neurotransmitter receptor activity; G protein-coupled serotonin receptor activity
Source: RefSeq, a predicted model, not a curated record